AUGUCUGCACGUUCCGCGAGAAUCCGUCGUCUGGCGGGAGAGCGCUACGAAGAGCUCAUCGCUACUGGUAAAUCGCUCGAGGCUCUAGAGUUCCAAGUCAGGAUGGAACUAGAUACUUAUCCGAACUUUAGUGAGAACGCUGCACAGAUAUGUAAGAGUGUUGUGAGCCGCAUUCAGGAAGCUCGAACGUCUGAGCGUGCCACGACAUCUACUUCUCCAUCUAGCCCGGAAGUUUUACAAUUGAUGACUCCUGAAGCUUCUGCGACGCCAAAGCCGGCUCCUACCAAGAUCGUCGUGUUGAAAAUCAAGGAUGGUCAUUUCACCCCGACAGUUUUGCCAAGUCCAGAUGCUCGUGAGACGGUAUCGACUACACCUGCCAGAGUGGUAUGGUCAAUCACAAAGAGAAACGUUGAAGUAAAUCUAACACUGUCAAUUAAUAUACCCACUACCAUAUGCCCAAAGACUGCGGAAUACGUUGGUACGAAUCUUACCUCCGAUCAACAGUACUUCAAUUCUUUGGCGCGUACGGUUGGCACGAAGAAAAUUAUCGAGGCACGAGUCAAAUUUGGUUUGGAGGAGGGGUACGAAGAUUUAGAGUUAGCAACCCGUAGAGCACAUUCUUUGGCAGAGUGCCAGGUGAAUCUAUAUUGUGGAUAUUUACGCGAGAAGAGGGGAAAGGAGGUUAAAGAGGCCAACAAAAAGCAAAAGAUAGAUGUUUAA
Messenger RNA from Sclerotinia borealis F-4128, 720 nucleotides. The record is from the annotation of a GenBank genome assembly. Lineage: Eukaryota; Fungi; Ascomycota; Leotiomycetes; Helotiales; Sclerotiniaceae.